AUGAAGAAGUACCGGCGGGCCUUGGCCCUGGUUUCCUGCCUCUUCCUCUGCUCCCUGGUCUGGUUUCCCAGCUGGCGUGUGUGUUGUAAAGAGAGUCCUUCACCUUCUUCAUAUUAUUCUCAAAAUGACAAUUGUGUACUUGAAAAUGAAGAUGAACAUUUCCAGAAAAAGGAGGAAACUGAUAAAUCCAUUAAUACAGAAUUGUUUGAAAAUAUAGACUCAACCAUGCCUAGCCCACCAGAAUACAAUACCUUAGUAGAUGACUACAGCGUUGAAGAACAGGAUACACAGUCAAGGAUUUUAAGUUCACCUGUAGUUGAAACACUCCCAUCAGUUGACAUCAAUGGAGAUUCUCCUAGUAUAGCUGCAAAUAUUGAAAAUGUUGAGAAUAUUUCCACUUCAUCUACCUCAGAGAUCACUCCAGUCUCAAAACCUAAUGAAAUAGAAAAUUCCAGUGCUGAUAUCCCACUUGCUAGUUUGAGUGAAAUUGAACAGACUGAAACUGACUGUAAUAUUGGUGGGAGCCUUUAUUCAGACCCUCAAGUUGAAAAACAUGGAGCCCUUGGCUUAGACCAGCAUGUUGAACAUUCAGCCUUUGUUGGUCCACCAGAAAGUCUCGUUGGUCAACAUAUAGAAAAUGCUUCCUCUUCUCAAGACAAAGGAAUGAUGACUAAAUCAGAAUUUGAAUCUGUUUCAACAAGUAAGCAGGAUGCAAAUCGUCAAAAAUCUGCAUUGAAUGCUUCAGAUAACUUAAAAGAGGUAGCAGAUUACAAAAAAACUGGAGAAAUUGACCCCACAUCUGUAGUAAGCCCCAAAGAUCCAGGAGACAUUCCAACAUUUGAUGAAUGGAAAAAAAAAGUUAUGGAAGUAGAGAAAGAAAAAAGUCAGUCAAUGCAUCCGGCUUCCAAUGGGGGCCAACAUUCUACCAAGAAAGUCCAGAAAAACCGGAAUAAUUAUGCUUCAGUAGAAUGUGGUGCCAAAAUAUUAGCAGCUAAUCCAGAGGCCAAGAGCACAUCUGCAAUUCUCAUAGAAAACAUGGACUUAUAUAUGCUGAAUCCAUGUAGCACCAAAAUUUGGUUUGUUAUUGAACUCUGUGAGCCAAUUCAAGUAAAGCAGUUUGACAUUGCAAAUUAUGAAUUAUUUUCAUCUACUCCUAAAGAUUUUUUGGUGUCUAUUAGUGACAGAUAUCCAACAAAUAAAUGGAUUAAACUGGGCACUUUUCAUGGUAGAGAUGAAAGGACUGUUCAGAGUUUCCCGUUAGAUGAACAGAUGUAUGCAAAAUAUGUCAAGAUGUUCAUCAAAUACAUAAAGGUGGAGUUGCUAUCACAUUUUGGAUCAGAACACUUUUGUCCAUUAAGCCUUAUAAGGGUAUUUGGCACCAGCAUGGUUGAAGAAUAUGAAGAAAUUGCUGAUUCUCAGUACCAGUCAGAGAGACAAGAGCUAUUUGAUGAGGACUAUGAUUAUCCUUUGGAUUAUAGUACUGGGGAGGACAAAUCUUCAAAAAAUCUUCUUGGUUCUGCCACAAAUGCCAUUCUAAAUAUGGUGAAUAUUGCUGCAAAUAUAUUGGGAGCAAAAACUGAAGACCUUGCUGAGACAGAAGGAAAUAAGAGUGUAUCUGAGAGUACCCCUGCCACAGCAGCCCCUCAAAUGCCAGAUCCAGAGUCAAGCCCCAUUCCAUCACCUGAGUUUAUAACUACUGAAGGCCAUUUACUGGAUAUCGAGCCACCCACUCUGGACUUUUCUAAAGAGAGCCCAAUUGUACAACUGGUCCAAGAAGAAGAGGAGGAACCAAGCCCAUCAACUGUCACUCUUCUGGGGAACGACGAGCAAGAAGAAGAGUCUCCAACAUGGUCUGACUUGGAGACACAAGCAUAUUGCAGUGAGCUGGCAACAGCAUGUUGCAUUUCUAGUUUUUCAGAAUAUCUGCUGAAAUGGUGUUCCAUUAGAGUUGCCCUUCAUCGUUUGCGCAGCAGGACUGUGGGGAGCCGAGAGACUUGUUAUCCUGUUACAGCUCAGCCACCAAUGCUGCUCACAACUGAGGCAAUAGAUGCUUCUGUGUCACAACCUGUGAGUGAGGAAUUAGAUGGUAAGAUGAUGGAGAGAGAAGGUGAAACUCCUGUGGCACAUAAUGUAAGCAGCAGGUUCCAUGAUGAUCUGAUCAAUCAUACCAAGGAUGCUAUUGAACUAGAGCCUAGCCAUCCUCCAACUGUGUCUCAAUCAGACCUUUUGGAUAUAACUCCAGAAAUCAAGUCAUUAUCCAAAGUGGAGUUUCCUGAGCCUGUUAAGAAUGAGGUAGGACAGACAGUAUCACAGCUCUUUCCUCAAGAAAGCAUUGUUGAAGUUUCUACAGAAAUGGAAAAAAAGUCUGAGACCAGUGUUGCUAUAGAAAAACAUUCUGUGAUCUAUGAAACGAAUGCUAUGGGUGAAGUUAAGGAAAGUAGCAUUAGGGACGAUAUAAAUUCAGUUCAAAUGAUUCUGAAGCCUUCAGAAUCAGUCCUGCCACCUGAACACACAGCCUCUGUGGCAGAUAGUGAAGAUGAGGAAGCCAAGGUGACUGCCACUGACACACACAAGCAAAUUCCGCCUUCUGUUGUGGAGUCUUCUCCAGCUGCUGACAUAAGAGAAGAAGAGCAAGCAGCAGAAGAUGUGCUCCUGGCUAUCCCAGUGCAUGGUGGGUUGCAGAGGACAGCUCCUGAUUUUUAUGCUGAAUUACAAAAUUCAACAGAGCUAGGGUACGCCAAUGGAAACCUUGUGCAUGGAUCAAACCAAAAGGAGUCUGUAUUCAUGAGGCUUAACAACCGCAUUAAAGCCCUAGAAGUCAACAUGUCUCUCAGUGGCCGAUAUCUAGAGGAACUUAGCCAAAGGUAUCGAAAACAAAUGGAAGAAAUGCAAAAGGCUUUUAAUAAAACUAUAAUAAAACUUCAGAACACUUCUCGAAUAGCAGAGGAACAGGACCAGCGGCAAACUGAAGCUAUCCAGUUGCUGCAGGCACAGCUGACCAACAUGACCCAGCUAGUUUCUAAUUUAUCAACAGCAGUAGCAGACCUAAAGCGUGAGGUUUCAGAUCGACAAAGCUAUCUCGUGAUUUCUUUGGUUCUCUGCGUCAUCUUGGGAUUAAUGCUUUGUAUGCAGCGUUGUAGGAAUACUUCUCAAUUUGAUGGAGAUUAUAUUUCAAGGCUUCCUAAAAACAAUCAUUAUCCAAGCCCUAAAAGGUGUUUUUCCUCAUAUGAUGAUUUGAAUUUAAAAAGAAGAACAUCAUUUCCCCUCAUCAGAUCAAAAUCUCUUCAAUUAACUGGCAGAGAAGUAGACCCAGAUGACUUAUACAUCGUAGAACCACUCAAGUUCUCACCAGAAAAAAAGAAGAAACGCUGCAAAUAUAAAACUGAAAAAAUUGAAACUGUAAAGCCAUCUGACACAUCGCAACCGAUAGCCAAUGGAGACAUUAAAGGAAGGAAGCCCUUUACGAACCAGAGAGAUUUCUCUAAUAUGGGAGAGGUUUAUCACUCUUCUUAUAAGGGUCCUCCAUCUGAAGGAAGCUCAGAGACAUCAUCCCAGUCUGAGGAAUCCUAUUUUUGUGGCAUUUCAGCUUGCACAAGUUUGUGUAAUGGACAGACCCAAAAAACAAAAACUGAGAAGAGGGCUUUAAAACGAAGGCGAUCUAGAGUCCAAGACCAAGGAAAGUUAAUAAAAACUUUAAUUCAGACUAAGUCGGGUUCAAUGCCGAGCCUGCAUGAACUAAUCAAAGGAAACAAGGAGAUCACAGUGGGAACGUUUGGUGUCACAGCAGUAUCAGGACACAUCUAAAACUAGCUGAAUUUUUCAUACUGGAGACUUUUGUUGUUCACUGAAAGAAGUCUGUGGUAUUUGAAGGGGUUGGGGGGGCGGGUUA
Molecule: messenger RNA, 3889 nt
Organism: Gracilinanus agilis (Agile Gracile Mouse Opossum)
Lineage: Eukaryota; Metazoa; Chordata; Mammalia; Didelphimorphia; Didelphidae
Gene: SUCO
Product: SUN domain containing ossification factor
Exons: 24
Coding region: 1-3804 (1267 amino acids)
Biological process (GO): regulation of bone remodeling; protein folding in endoplasmic reticulum
Cellular component (GO): membrane; cytoplasm
Source: RefSeq, a predicted model, not a curated record